GCUGUCACAACUUUAAAAAUCCAAAGAUGAAUAAGAGUAGAAAGGUUUCAGUACAUUUAAUAAUAAAACAAACACAGAUAAUCCACACGGCGUAAUCGAAGGUAUGUAACACAAACAACAACCAACCAUGAACAGAGGAACCAAAGGAACUUAAGUAGUGGUUCAAACAAGGUUAAUAAGGAGACACAGCUGAACUAAUAGAACUAAUCAUAUCAGUAACCAUGACAACUCAUAAGUGGCAGGAAACUAGACAAAGAAAACACUGAAAAUAAACUAAAAGUCAAUGAGAACUGUGACAAGAGACAGAAAAAAGGUAAGUUGUAUACAGUAAACAUUUUGCAAUUGCAUAAAAAGGAUUGUAAUCACAAUUUAGCAGUGUUUGAAGUGGGCCAGUUUGCAUAACUGAGACUUCUAUAUUUUAACCUGUAGCUUACCCUCACUUAUUAUUGUGUACUUUCACUUCUCACAUGUUGCUGGUACUCUGACUGCCCACACCAAAACAUAAAUUAGGCUGUUAAUGAAUUGAAUACAUUGUGUUCAGAGCUUUUAUAAGCUGUAUGAACUGAAUGGACCAAUAAUCUGUGCUUUUUAGCAAAAGAUAAAUGCGCACCUGACAUCUAGUGGACAUUCUGAGAAAAAAUAAAAAUAAAUAAAAUAAAUAAAUAAAACUUCUUCUUUAAAGUUGUAAUUUCUUUGUAAUCUUGUUUAGGUUUCUUAACCUUUCUUAACCUUUUCUUAACCUUGUUUAGAAAAAUAAAUCAUGAUGAGAUCAGAUGGUGACGUCCUGAUUUCCAAGGAUGGCACCACCCGCUCUUUUAAAGUAACACCCCUCCAACCUUCAACCACAACCUUCAUCAUAAAUUAAUUAGCUGAGUGAGUGAGAAGAGAUGUGCAUCACACUGUGUAUUUUUCUAUACCUGUCAUUUAACUGUAUUUCUGCAGCUUCAAUCUUCAGAUCAGGUACCUGUCAGCUCCAGGGACGGUUCAAAUUGAAUGGAAUGUACCAGGAUGGAGAUGUUAUACUUGGAGGCCUGUUUCAGGUUCAUUUUUUCACAGUGUUCCCAGAUUUGAGCUUCAAAAUGAAACCAGAACCACCACACUGUGAAAAAUUUGAUAUGGAUAGCUUCCAGGAGGCUCAGACCAUGGCUUUUGCAAUAGAUGAGAUCAAUAAGAAUCCCAGUCUGCUGCCUAACAUCACUCUUGGUUACCAUCUUUAUGACAACUGUGUGAGGCUAGGAAUGGCAUUCCGGGCUGCCAUAUCCCUGGCUAGUGGGACAGAGGAGUCCUUCUCAAACCUAAACUGCACUGGCCAUCCUCCGGUGAUUGGGAUUGUCGGGGAUCCUAGUUCAACUCCUUCCAUUGCGAUUUCCAGUGUUCUGGGACUGUUUCAAGUACCUAUAGUUAGUUACGCUGCCACCUGCUCCUGUUUAAGUGACAGAAAAAAAUACCCCUCUUUAUUCAGAACUAUCCCCAGUGAUGCCUUCCAGGUGCAGGCUAUGAUUCAGAUCUUGAGAUAUUUUGGAUGGACCUGGGUUGGUCUUGUCUACAGUGAUGAUGACUAUGGCAUCUAUGCUGCUCAGUCCUUCCAGCAGGAAAUGCAGCUGAUUGGACAUUGUUUUGCUUUUUCUGAAAUCCUGCCCCAUGAUAACAACCACAGAGAUAUUCAGCGUAUAAUGGGAGUAAUCCAGGCUUCUACAGCUAGAGUGGUGGUUGUUUUUUCUACAUCAUCCUUUCUGUUGCCUUUGAUGGAUGAGGUGGUGUUGCAGAACAUGACAGGCAGACAGUGGAUUGCAAGUGAAGCUUGGGCCACCUCACCUGUAUACCACACUCCACGUUUCCUGCCCUUUCUUAGGGGCACACUGGGCAUUGCCGUUAGGCGUGGAGAAAUUCAGGGGCUUCAUGACUUUCUGCUACGUCUUUGUCCCAGCAAUGAUCCAAGAAAAAAUAUGUUGAGGAUCUUCUGGGAGAACAUGUUUGGGUGCAGUUUUGAAACAGGGGAUAAAGAGACAGAUGGAGAGCAAGUGAAAAAGGUGUGUACAGGACAGGAGGAUUUGAGCACAACAGACACACCAUAUACUGAUGUUUCAGGUUUGAGGACAGCGUAUAAUGUCUAUAAGGCAGUUUAUGCCCUGGCACAUGCGCUUCAUGACCUGAUUCAAUGUGAGGAGGGGAGAGGACCAUUCAGUGGGAACAGUUGUGCUGACAUAAUCAACCUGAAACCCUGGCAGCUGGUUCACUAUCUACAGAAAGUGAACUUCACAACAGGUUUUGGGGAUCAUGUGUCAUUUGAUAAGAAUGGAGAUGCUCUGGCCAUCUAUGAUGUUUUAAACUGGCAGCCGAGCUCUGAUGGGUCAAUAAGUAUCUACACGGUCGGUGUAGUAAAUGAAGGGGUGGCAACAGGGACGGUGAUCACACUGGAUGAAGAAGCAAUUUACUGGAACUUUGAGACAAAAAAGCCCCCACGUUCUGUGUGCAGUGAGAGCUGCCCCCCAGGAACUAGACGAGCCACAAGGAAGGGCCAUCCUGUCUGCUGUUUUGACUGCCUGUCAUGUGGAGAUGGAGAGAUUUCUAAUAUAACAGAUGCUAUUGAGUGCACAGUGUGUCCAGAUGAGUUCUGGUCCAAUAAAGAUAAGGAUCAGUGUGUCCCUAAAGAUGUAGAGUUUCUAUCCUAUGAGGAACCUCUGGGCAUCUCUCUGACCACUGCUUCCCUGCUUGGCCCCUGCUUCUGUGCUCUUGUUAUGGUCAUCUUUACUCAUCACCGUAACACUCCCAUAGUACGCGCCAACAAUUCUGAGCUCAGCUUCCUACUUCUGGUGUCACUCAAACUGUGUUUCCUGUGUGUACUGCUUUUCAUUGGUCAGCCGCAGCUGUGGACGUGUCAGUUAAGACAUGCUGUGUUUGGCAUAAGCUUUGUCUUGUGCAUCUCCAGCAUCCUGGUCAAGACUAUGGUGGUAAUAGCUGUGUUUAAAUCAUCUCGGCCAGAAGGAAAAGGCACAAUGAAAUGGUUUGGAGCAGCUCAACAAAGAUGCACAGUUGUGAUCCUAACAGCCAUCCAGGUUGUGAUAUGUGCAGUCUGGCUAUCAACUGCCUCUCCAACACCCCAUAAAAACAACCAGUAUAUCCGCUCUAAAAUAGUAUAUGAAUGUGCUAUUGGCUCAGUGGCUGGUUUUUCUAUGCUGCUGGGAUACAUUGGACUGUUGGCAGCAGUAAGUUUCCUUUUAGCCUUCCUGGCGAGAAAUCUUCCAGAUAAUUUUAAUGAAGCAAAGUUCAUCACUUUCAGCAUGUUGAUCUUCUGUGCUGUGUGGAUUGCGUUUGUUCCCGCAUAUGUGAGCUCUCCAGGAAAAUAUGCAGUGGCUGUGGAGAUAUUUGCCAUUUUAGCUUCCAGUUUUGGAUUACUGGUGGCCAUAUUUGCCCCAAAGUGCUACAUAAUCCUUUUACAUCCAGAGAGAAACACUAGACAUGCCAUAAUGGGAAGAGAAACACAAAAAAAAUAGCUUUACAGGCUGCCUGCGUAUCUUUGGUGUAUGCUUGUAGAUAUAUGUUAUUAUGAGUGUUCCUAAUGCAUGUAAAUGAAAGACUUCCAGUACAUGCAGGUGACUCAUACAAUGCCUGUUUUGCAACUUUUAAAGGGUAAAUAAAGCACAGUUUCCGCCAAUCUCAUGUCAAUUUUGAGUACCUAUAGAGUAGUAUUGUAUCCUUCAUAUCUCUGAAAAGUCUUUAGUUUUAUCAUAUUAAUAAAAGAUAGACGCUGUACCAACUCUUUCUCUCCUGGAGGCGUACUGUGGGCAGAGUCAUGAUCGUCUGCAAGCUGCGACAUCAUUAUAAAUAAAAAGGGAACAAAAAUGUUUGUGUUGUUUACAUUAUAUGCACUUGCGCUCUGAUUGCCAACAAAACACAGACAUUUGAUGCAGUUUUACUCACCGCCUGCAAUCUGCAAAUCCAGCAUCGAACUGUGACUUGUUUACAAAACAUUUGUCACCAAAAUUCCAG
Molecule: messenger RNA, 3990 nt
Organism: Megalobrama amblycephala (Wuchang bream)
Lineage: Eukaryota; Metazoa; Chordata; Actinopteri; Cypriniformes; Xenocyprididae
Product: extracellular calcium-sensing receptor-like
Exons: 6
Coding region: 888-3494 (868 amino acids)
Biological process (GO): G protein-coupled receptor signaling pathway
Cellular component (GO): membrane
Molecular function (GO): G protein-coupled receptor activity
Source: RefSeq, a predicted model, not a curated record